AUCGUCAAAAAAAAAGAAAAACCCUAAAAAAAUCCUACACCGCCUCUUACCUUGAUAUAAAUACCUUGCAUGUUUACACUUUCGGAUCAUCACUAACCUUGAUUUUUUGCAUUGAUUUUUUUUAGUUAUACAUCUUAUUUUCGUUACUAUAAAUUCUAAUGGUUUUUUUUAACGAUUGUAGGUUUUGGAUGAGUGAAAGCAACCAUGAUGCAUAAAGAAGAUUUAGUGAUGUUUCAAUUGAUUAACGGACUAAUCAAGGUGCGGUUCAGAAAUUUAUGUUCCAAAACAUUGUUACAAAUCGAUGGGGGAAAAGGGACAUAUUCCAAAAUCUGAUACACAUGGUCUACAGUGUCACUCAACGUCAUGUGUUCUCUGAUGGCAUUGAAGACAGAGUUGUGGUGGGGAGCCUUGAUCUUAACCAAUGCCGUUGGCUUCCUGAUGAAAUUGCUGGAACAAAACCAGAGGGGAUUGGUGUGGAUUUUGCGAGAGCAUACUUAAGCAACGUCUGUGUUGCAAAAGAGCUGCAUCGUAAUGGAGUUGGUUACAAACUCAUUGAUAAGUCCAAGAGAGUGGGGUAAGAAUGUUUAAUCAAACUCCUUAGACGUGUCCAGUUGGAGUUAAAAAAAGAGUUGUGAAUAUGGUUCAAGCAUAACGGAUAUGUACGUGCAUG
Molecule: messenger RNA, 670 nt
Organism: Arabidopsis lyrata subsp. lyrata
Lineage: Eukaryota; Viridiplantae; Streptophyta; Magnoliopsida; Brassicales; Brassicaceae
Exons: 5
Coding region: 276-578 (100 amino acids)
Cellular component (GO): chloroplast
Source: RefSeq, a predicted model, not a curated record